AUGUGUAUAAAUAUAGAUGAUAACAUUGAUCGCAUUUGUUUCAGUUUAGUUUGUAAGAGAUGGUACAAUGAUAGAGAUAAAUAUUUAAUAUUCAACACUGAUAAUAUCAACCUAUUUAAACUUAAAAACACUGUUAUCUUUCAAAAUUAUAAACAAUUCAACUUACCAUCAUAUCAUAAUAUCUUUAUGAAAUCAAUUCAAUCAAAAACUAACUAUACACUUUCUUAUGGAGAUUAUAAUAAAUAUUAUAAAAACUACGAUUAUUAUUAUGAUCAAGUUGAAAAUUUAAAUAGUAUUCCCAGUAAUGUUUCAGAUAUCGAUAUUACAUAUUAUCCACAUAUUAAAAAUAGAGAUAAUGAAUUCAAGAAACUCUAUCGAUUAAUAUCAGAAUCACAAUCAGUAACAAAGUUGAAUGGAUGCAGUACAUUGAAAUAUGGAUUACCAAAGUCAAUCAAAUCUAUUACAUUUUACAAUUUCAAUGAACCACUUGUUAAAGGAUCACUUCCCAAUUCUUUGGAAGUGUUGGUUUUCGAUAUUUAUUUUAAACAAGAGCUACUACCAGGUGUACUUCCAGAUGGUUUGUUGUCAUUGACUCUAAACAACUAUCCACAUGAAAUUCAAGCAGGUGUAUUUCCAGAUGGUUUGUUGUCAUUGACUCUAAACAACUAUCAACAUGAAAUUCAAGCAGGUGUACUCCCAUCAACUCUUAAAUGUUUGACUCUCUUUGACGUUCCAGUUAAAGGUGUUUUACGAUAUUCAGAUGAAUCAAUUUCUUGGGAAGAUAGUGUAAUAACGAAAUGUUAUAUACCAAUUUCAUGGUUACAAGCAAUAUCAUCUCUUGUCAGCCUUGAAUCACUUGAUAUUUAUAUUUCAAAAUACAACAAAGACGAAAAUGUAUUCAAUCUUAAAUACCUCCCACCAAACCUAAAAUUUCUCGAUAUUACGAUACCAAGUGUCAUACUGAAAGGAACAAUGCCAACUUCAUUGAAAACACUCAAUCUUGUUGAUAGUAGAUUUAAUAUCGAUGAAAUAUUCCCAGAGACAUUGCAAUAUCACUUUGAAUUUUUUGAUUAUGAAAAUGAUAGAAUUCUUAAUUUUCCAUCAAAUAUAAAGAUCGAUCUAUUGUUCAUAUCUGGAGAACUAAGAGAAUCAACGAUAUCUCUUCCAUCUGGAAUUAGUUCAAUCAACAUAUUUAGUGAAUUAUCAAAUUCAAGUUCAAAGAUAAUUGAAUUUGGUGGAGAUGAAGAUACCGAUCAAACAUGUCCAUUAACAGAACUUCGACUCCCAACAUUCAAAAAUGGAACUCCUAAAUGUAAACUACCAAACACCAUCCAACAUCUGGAUAUUGGCAACAACAUUAUCAAUGAUAUAUUACAUUUAAUACCACCAACACUCAAUACUCUUGAAUUUAGCAAACUAUCAAAAUUCAAUACCAUUCCAAGUACAAUCAAAUCAAUCACCAAUAUCAUUCGUAGAUUUGACUCAUUCACCAGACAAACUAUUAGAAAGUUGGACGAUAAUUAUUCUUUAGUCUGUGAUGAAAUUGAUAAUCAACAAAACUUCAAAUUGGUUGGUGUUAACUCGAUAGCCAAAUUAUCUUCUUGGUCUUAA
This is a messenger RNA of Heterostelium album PN500, 1611 nucleotides long. RefSeq lists its product as uncharacterized. The transcript has 2 exons. The record is from RefSeq and is a predicted model, not a curated record. Lineage: Eukaryota; Evosea; Eumycetozoa; Acytosteliales; Acytosteliaceae. Bases 1 to 1611 code for a protein of 536 amino acids.